Messenger RNA from Centropristis striata (black sea bass), 1069 nucleotides. It is a transcript of the gene hoxb9a, whose product is annotated as homeobox B9a. Bases 67 to 918 code for a protein of 283 amino acids. The transcript has 2 exons. NCBI's taxonomy places the organism in Eukaryota, Metazoa, Chordata, Actinopteri, Perciformes, Serranidae. The record is from RefSeq and is a predicted model, not a curated record. Gene Ontology annotation, molecular function: RNA polymerase II cis-regulatory region sequence-specific DNA binding; DNA-binding transcription factor activity, RNA polymerase II-specific. Gene Ontology annotation, cellular component: nucleus. Gene Ontology annotation, biological process: DNA-templated transcription; proximal/distal pattern formation; anterior/posterior pattern specification.
UUGUAAUGUUUCUCUCCUUGUUCUCCAUUUAGUGAACUCGUGGCGUUUCGCAGAUAAUGUCCGAGAAUGUCCAUUUCUGGGACUUUGAGCAACUAUUACGUGGACUCCAUCAUAAGUCACGAGGGCGAUGAACUCUCAACCCCGGCUCGCUUUGCCACCAGCGUCCAGUAUUCCGGCUCCAGCUCCGCCGCCGCCGCCGGCGGAAGGCAGCCCGGCGGCGCGGCGCACACGGAGCAUCCCCAUCCCGACCCGUACCCUUCCUGCAGCUUCCAACCUAAACCUCCGGUCUUCUCAUCGUCCUGGAGCCCCUUCAGUCCGCAUCACGGUGCCAGUGGCCUCCCUACUGUCUACCACCCAUACAUCCCAGCCCAGCACGUGCCUGCCGCGGACACACGGUACCUCCGCUCAUGGCUGGACUGCGCGCCCCGCAGCUCCGAGUCCGUCCCGGGGCAGGGCCAGUCGGGGCAGGUCAAGCUGGAGCCUCAGCUCGGCCAUCUCAGCGGGGAGAUCGCAGCCAAAAUCGGCGGACAGCACCAACUCGAGACCACCACGUACAUCCUGGAGUCGACGUCCACGGCUGCGCGCGAGCUAAACCACCAUCCGGCCGCCAUCCCGAGAGCAGGCUUCGAGGAAAAUAAGGACAUUUGUGAAGGGAGUGAGGACAAAGACGGCCUGGAUCAAAAUGACCCUUCGGCCAACUGGCUGCACGCCCGCUCCUCCCGGAAGAAGCGGUGCCCGUACACCAAAUACCAGACACUGGAGCUCGAGAAGGAGUUCCUGUUCAACAUGUACCUCACGCGGGACCGGCGGCAUGAGGUGGCGCGUGCGCUGAACCUGACGGAGCGGCAGGUGAAGAUCUGGUUCCAGAACCGGAGGAUGAAGAUGAAGAAACAGAGCAAGGACCAACCCAAGGACUAGCCGGACUCUCACUUGCGCGUGCACAUAUACAUACAUCCAAACGCACAUGCAUGCACGCGCACGCCAUGUAUCCCAUGCAUUUAACAUAUAGACUCCCCAAUUUGUCAUGUGUAGAACACAAAAUGGCCUUCCCAAUAGCUGCGAAUACACA